AUGUAUGUGGAGUUGGACCAAUUAUGGGCUUCUAGGGCUGGGUUAUCUAUAUGUGAUGGGUUUGUGUGGAAUGGAUAUUUUGGGUUGGCAUUUAAGGAGGUUUUUGCUGGUGGUAAGAACAUCGAGUGGCAGGCUGUACGGAGGAUUAAAAACUCCCCCUUGACUUCUGAGGAGAUAGCACGUAUUGAAAUGGGAUUAAAGAAAUUUAAACUCGACUGGAUAUCCAUAUGGAGAUUUUUGGUUCCUUAUAGAGAUCCAUCCUUGCUUCCACGACAGUGGCGAAUUGCUUUCGGUACACAGAAGUCAUAUAAGUCCGAUGCAAAGAAGAAAGCUAAGCGGCGUUUAUAUGAAUCAAAAAGAAGAGCUAGUAAGCCUCCUGUUUCCAUUCAGCAUUCGUCAUCUGAAAAAGAGGUAUGA
Molecule: messenger RNA, 417 nt
Organism: Fraxinus pennsylvanica
Lineage: Eukaryota; Viridiplantae; Streptophyta; Magnoliopsida; Lamiales; Oleaceae
Source: the annotation of a GenBank genome assembly